GGUGCGCCGGGUCAGGGGUCAGCCCACAAGAUGGCGGCGGCGGUGACCUUCUGGCGGAUGCUGCUCCGGAGCGGCAAGGCGGCGCUGAGCCUGCCCCGGGGCGCCAGGUGUUUGGCGGUGCGGAUGUCGCCGACUGGGGAGAAGAUUACGCACACUGGGCAGGUUUAUGAUGAUAAAGACUACAGGAAAAUUCGGUUUGUGGGUCGUCAGAAAGAGGUGAAUGAAAACUUUGCCAUUGAUUUGAUAGCUGAGCAGCCCGUGAGUGAAGUUGGAAGUCGUGUGAUCACGUGUGACGGCGGCGGGGGGGCCCUUGGCCACCCAAAAGUGUACAUAAACCUGGACAAGGAAACAAAGACGGGGACGUGCGGCUACUGUGGACUGCAGUUCCGACAGCACCAUCACUAGCACCUGCCAUGCAUCACGGUCCCGGGGCUGUGUGCGCAGCUCGGCGCAAGUGUACAACAGAGCCUCUUGCUGGUGCCGAAUAAACAGUGUUGUGGUCAAGGA
Molecule: messenger RNA, 507 nt
Organism: Ailuropoda melanoleuca (giant panda)
Lineage: Eukaryota; Metazoa; Chordata; Mammalia; Carnivora; Ursidae
Gene: NDUFS6
Product: NADH:ubiquinone oxidoreductase subunit S6
Exons: 4
Coding region: 31-405 (124 amino acids)
Biological process (GO): mitochondrial electron transport, NADH to ubiquinone
Cellular component (GO): respiratory chain complex I
Source: RefSeq, a predicted model, not a curated record